Molecule: messenger RNA, 3156 nt
Organism: Plasmopara halstedii
Lineage: Eukaryota; Oomycota; Peronosporomycetes; Peronosporales; Peronosporaceae
Product: dead deah box rna helicase
Exons: 7
Coding region: 1-3156 (1051 amino acids)
Molecular function (GO): metal ion binding
Source: RefSeq, a predicted model, not a curated record
AUGAAACAGGAUGCGUCGGCUACACCUGUAGCAAUGGACGUGACCUCAAUUCCCAAUGUCGCGACGGCAGCUUCUGCUAAUGCGCCGGAUUGGAGCGACUCAGCUGAAAACUCGAACUCACAUGAUGAUGAAUUUAUUUUGUCGCCACAGGGCCCGUCACUUUCGUACGAGCGCAAAAUACGCUUACACAAGUAUGCAGAAAAUCGUGCGCGCUCAUGUCUCGGCUUGUUGUCCGACGCAAGUAGCGCCCUUUGGAAGACUAUCUACGACCUUAAAACGUCGAACAAGUUUAAGCUCUUCAUGCAUAGAGUGUUGGGCGACAUCUUCCUGGAUGCAGAAGUGCUUGAGGAUCUCAAUGGAACCGGAGUCUACCCAAGCGCAAACCCACCCCGAGACGCCCGCGAGAUGUACAAGCAGGCCGCAAUUAAGUGGUGGGCCAUCAAGUCGGGCUCACUUGUUAGCAAAUCCUCGGACUUCUACGUACUGGAGUACAUUGGCAUUGAGACGUUGGGUGGAGAUAUUAUGGCCUGCUAUCUUUUCCAAGAAUCGCUAGCAGAAGUGGGUGGUAUGCCCCACAUCCAAGAUAGCAAUCUUGAGCGCUCGCAGUUCGAUGCAAUGAUUUGCAAGUUUGAGCGCACUUCGUCGCCAGACUAUAAGGACGACUUUGUCACAAUUUCCAUUGCUUUCCAACGACCUCCACCUAUGGUAAGCCUUUUCCGCAGCAAUCCGGCUGUCGAAAUGGUCACGCAACUUGCACGCGGCUUACGCGACUUACUUGAAGACCCCUCAGAGCUUCAAGAGAUAUCUGUUGUUAAGACUUCUGCAUGGGUAAAAGACAAAGACCGCCGCUUUUGCGUGCUUUGCAACAAACGCUUCUCUUCCAUCUUUCGUAGACGCCACCACUGCCGAACAUGCGGCGAAGUAAUAUGCUGGGCGUGCAGCAGUACAAUUCGCGUUCCCUCGAUCAGCUUCACGCACAACGACACUGGUAAGCAGGUGCUGUCGCGUCACCAACCGAGUAUUCGCGUAUGUAGCAAGUGUGUCGUGUUCCACCAUCGGUCUAAAAGUAGUAGGGAGCUAAAUAACGAAGAAGAUUUCAAGGACUGGAUCAAGAGAAGUACCGGGCACCAGCACCUGGCUGUCAGUAACGAACCAAGCAAUGCCCAGCAGCUUCGCUUGCCUAGCCCUUCACAUUCACAAGACCUGACAGGUGCGCUGGAAACCUUACAGGCCAAACCAGAGCAAACUUCGGUGACAAAAGAGGAGCGGAUGCCUCGUAAGUACCGCCGAAUCAGUGUGGACAACGAGGAUGAGGAAAAAGAGGACGGAAUAAUCUACCCGAACAAACACCGUGAGCAUCCAGGUACCCUGGACGAUCGACAACGCCGCGAUUUAACCCGACGCUCUUCUCGAAAGGUGUUUGCAAGAAGGCAACGACAAAGUAAUCUGCAGGUACCGCAACGGUACAGCUAUGGUGAGCAGAAAGCCCGUGGCUCGAAACAUAUGCGUCGAAUACGCCGUUCGCACUCGGCGGUCAGCUUAGAGCGUGCUACUGGCGGCAGUCAAGAUAAUGAAGCUGAGCCAGUAUUUUCAAGAAACAUUUCUCAAAAUCGUCCCACUAGCUUUCGUCUCCACGGUCCAUCAAAAAAUCCUACUCAGCAUGCCAUUCCCACAAAUGUUGGCAACAAGGAAAAAGCAAAUCGACGAUCGAACUCGAAAGAGAGACUACCGCUGCAGAACAGUAGUAGUUAUGUCCACGUUGCUUCAGCGUGGUCAACAAACAAGACCGAAGCCCUUGCCAUGACUGGGGCCUUUCAGGAAUUGUUGACAAAACUUGGUGGUGAUGUUCAUUUUGUUGUCGUUGGCUUCUCUACUGGCUUCAGCGCCGAAGUGGUUGUAAACCUUUUGCGUCAACUAGCUCCUGGCGUUCCUUACAUUGGCGGUACAAUCGCGCGUGGAAUGUGUGACGAAAACGCUUGGGUGUCAGUGAACCGUCACAAUAAUGAAGGCCUUGUGACAUUGUGGGGUGUCAAUGAUCCGUAUGGGACUUAUUCCGUGGUUCAUGCAGAGUAUUCACAGAGUGAUGCCCAUGAGAAAUCAUAUGCCGCUGCGAAAACGGCGCUUGCCCGUGUGGCAGGUGGCGUGGAUGUCGGGGAAAAGCCGGCUUUCAUCGUAACGUAUGCUUGUCCUCUCUUUGUUGAGAAUGCUAUUGACGGUAUUCGUGAGGCAAUUCAUUGUCCAAUUGUUGGCGGCUGCUCCUCCGAUGCCACUAAACAUGGUGAGGGUGAAAUUUCCGUGUCUUGGAUCCAGAUAAGCAGUAGCAGCAGUACAGAUUACACCAAAAGUGUUUGCGAUGGCCUAGGGGACUGGACUGAAAUGGGGAUAGCGUUCGCGCUAUGUUUCCCCAGUGUGGAGACGUAUGUGAGCUGGUUCAGCAGCUACAGCCCGGUCGGAGUGAAUAGCGAGUACUGCAUGGGUACUGUCACCAAGGCGUCGAACAAAACCAUCUACGAAAUUGAUAGUAAACCUGCGGCUGAGGUUUAUCAAGAGUGGCUUGACGUAGUUUCAGAGAACAGUCAAACUGACCUGGCUUCAAUCGGAUUUCCUCGGCUUGGUAGUUUACAUCCCCUGGGCACCACGAUCGACUUCGUCUCGAAUCAAAUGGAAAUUGAUCGUGGUGUCGACGCAAAUUCGUCUUCCUCGUUGUGUUCAAUGCAAUCAAGCGACUGGUCCAAGCUGAUUAAUAUGACGGCAGUAAUUACUGGGAUUAACGAAGACGGCUCACUCAGCACAACCAGCUCAGUUGCUUCCGGCACAAAUGUUGUACUGAUGGAAACAUCCGCGCAGUCAUUAAAGACUGCCAUUAACAAGAUGGGAGCCCAAGCCGUGGAAAGCAACAAAUUUUACAUUCAUGAAACGAUCGGCUGCCUCAUGUUUUUGUCCGCAGGAGUACAAGCGCUGCUUGGCCACAAAUGCAUGGCUGAGAUGGUCGGUGCGUAUAAGGACUGGUCAGGUGGAGCGUCGUUGAUGGGUAUGACGACAUUCGGUGAGAUCGGUCACCUCCCACAUUCAACUGAUUUCCCUCACUACGACUCGCUCAUGUUCGGUGCCAUCAUUUUCUCCAAGCACAAGCGAAAAGAGUUUCUUUGUUUCUAA